Molecule: messenger RNA, 852 nt
Organism: Lactuca saligna
Lineage: Eukaryota; Viridiplantae; Streptophyta; Magnoliopsida; Asterales; Asteraceae
Source: the annotation of a GenBank genome assembly
AUGUUAAUACCAUACAUAAGUCAUACCACAAAUAAACCUGGAACGCGCGCCUAUGUUAUUUGUGGUCGGGUUGGUGCACAACUAACCUUGAGCAAGGAGUUUGACAGACUACAACAGUUGAAAGUUUUAGAGAUUGAAAAUUUUUCUCAAGAUUCGAUGCAGAUACCUAGUACCCUAGAACCUUUCGACACUCCGGCUGAUCAUGUUGAGGAGGAUGAUCCCGAAGAGGAUCCCGAAGAGGAGGAUUUCGAUGAUACAAAGGAGGACGAAGAUUCUGAUGAUGAGGGCAUAUUUCAGGAUACCAAAGAGAUCAUCGACAACGGUCCUAUUGAGGACGAGGAUGAUCAUGCUGAUGAGGAACCCGCCCCUCCUACUCCACCAGUCUCUCUACCCCGGCUGCAUUAUCAGCCAUAUCUCCUUCGUGGCAAGGGUCCUUGGGUGAUGAGGACCCUAGGGACUAGUAUAUCUCCCGUAUACCACUUGGACCCAGUUGUACCCGUUUCCCAACCCACAUGUCGUCAACUGGAGAAACAAAAGUUUCCUAGUGAGUCAGAUUGGUUCCUAGACCUCUUCCGCGGGAAGAGGGAUGAUCAGACUGGGGAUAGGGUCGGAUCCCUGGAGAGUUUCGUGAGAGAUUCCGGUUCUACUUACCUUGGGCAUCGAGUUAAGAUACUCGAAGAAGGGAAGAAAGAGGAUUCUGAUGCUAUCCAAAAAAUUUAUCAUCGCUCUGGUGCUAACUGUACUGAAGGAAAGGAUGUUUUGUUCAGAACUAGAAGGUUCAUCUCCCAGUUUGUCUCCUGCCGCUCGUUAUUCUUCGGAAAUAGUUGUCACCAGGAUGAGCUUUCCCCUUGA